UUCACCUCUGCACUUCUCUCAUGUCUACAUUAGUCUCUUUGAAAAAUGCAGCACAACAGUACAGAAAACUGUAGCUUGUCACACUUCAGAUAUCCACUUUUUACUUCCACCUACAGCGUGAUACUUCUCUUCGGCCUGCCUUUAAAUUUUAUCUCUCUUUGGAUUUUGGUGUGUCGAAAUGGCUUGAGACAAUCCGUUCCUGUGAUCUACAUGGCCAACCUGGCAUUAUCAGACCUUCUUUUCAUCCUUUCCCUGCCCUUUCGGAUUAUCUACUUCGCCACGGGCCGAUGGACUCUGGGAAAUAAGCUGUGCAUGAUUUCUGGGACUCUCUUUGCUGUCAACCUGUACUCCAGCUCUUUGUUCAUCACCCUCAUCAGUGUGGACCGGAUGUUGGCCGUGGUGUACCCGCUGAGAUCCCGCCCUCUCCGGACAGCACCUGUAGCGUGGGGGCUUUGUGCGACCGUUUGGGUGAUGAUCGCUGCAUUAUCAGUGCCGACAGCUAUAAAUCACCCUGAAAAUGUGGAUAAAACCUGUAACAACGUCACACGUUGUUUCGAGAAAUACACAGACAGCGAGUGGAAAAAGGGAUUUUACAUCCUCUGCUUUGUCACCGUUUUUGGGAUUUUGAUACCGUUUAGUAUCAUUCUGGGUUGCACGAUUGCAGUCGUGCGGCAGCUUUGUGGCUACAGCAUGCCAACUUCAUCCAGUAACCCCGAGAUGAGCAAAAACAAGGUAGUGAAGCUCUUUCUGUCCAACCUGUUCAUCUACACCGUGUGCUUUAUUCCCUUUCACGUAGCUUUCAUCCUCUUCGCCCUAAACAAAGUUAAAUAUCUAGGAGGAGAUACUGAGAAAUACUUCAGUUUGCAAACCGUUACAAUGUGUAUGGCCAGCACAAACAGCUGUCUGGAUCCCUUGAUCUACUAUUUCAGUUUAAAGAAACUUCAAGAUCGAACUAGGUGCAAUUCGGCGACAAAAAACAUUGGUAUCUGCCUCGUCCAGAGCUCGAGUUGGAACGGCCAGUAAAAGGCCGAAGACCGCAUGUCCAAACCCAAAGGGUCCACAGACUUUGUGAGCAUUUCUUGUAUUGUAAAUAAGCUCUUUGUUGAAAAGUGGUUGAUGUACUCAGUGCAACAUUUCUGUAUGUUGACCCUGGGACCAAUCAGAUUUCAGAAAUAACUUUACAGUUUGUUUCAAGUUUAAGCUCUGAUUAGGUGCUUCUUGGCCAUUGUUUUUCACAUUUUCUUCUGACUUUAGGGGUUAGUUAUUAUUAGGGUUGGG
Misgurnus anguillicaudatus (oriental weatherfish) is the source of this 1278-nucleotide messenger RNA. RefSeq names its product lysophosphatidic acid receptor 6. The record is from RefSeq and is a predicted model, not a curated record. NCBI's taxonomy places the organism in Eukaryota, Metazoa, Chordata, Actinopteri, Cypriniformes, Cobitidae. Gene Ontology annotation, molecular function: G protein-coupled receptor activity. Gene Ontology annotation, cellular component: membrane. Gene Ontology annotation, biological process: behavioral response to pain; G protein-coupled receptor signaling pathway.